AUGAGGAGGAUGAGAAGGCAGAGGCUGCAUCAGCGAGGUCUGCCGGACCAUGUCCUCCACGAAAUUCUGGCCUGUCUUCCCACCCGCAUUGCCGUCAGCGCCUCCCUCCUCUCGCGGCGAUGGCGGACGGUCUGGACGACGUCCCCCGACCUCUCCUUCACCACCGGCCUCUCCCCCUCCUUCGUCGACUCCGCCCUCCGCCUUCGCGACCCCGCCGUCCCCCUCCGCUCCUUCUCCCUCGUCGCCGCUUCCGCCGACUCCGACCGCGCCCAACUCCCCUCCUGGAUCCGCCGCGCAGCAGCCAGCACCGCACUGGAAUGCCUCACCGUCAGAACUUACGCUCAGAAACAUGGGCGGCGCUUGGGCAUCGUAUCCGCGGCAGCCUUCCACCCGCCCUCUUUAGGAGUGCCCGAGGUCCUCCGCCUGCCCUCCUUACGAGUGCUCGAGCUCGCCUUCCCCGGAGGAGGAAUAACGCAGGUGGAAUGGCCCGCCGCCCGCUUUCCUACCUUCCUUGCAGAGGCUCGAUCUCGCCAACCUAAGCUUGUUUCUGCCCGCCGGGGACGCCAUCUCGAGCAGCUGCCCGGCGCUCAAGUACUGCCGGCUGUCGCUCUUCGCCGCCGCAGAUCCCUAGCUCGCUCGUCGAGCAUGAUCUGA
Messenger RNA from Ananas comosus (pineapple), 654 nucleotides. Its product is annotated as F-box protein At4g09920-like. The record is from RefSeq and is a predicted model, not a curated record. The coding region runs from base 1 to 654 and encodes 217 amino acids. The transcript has a single exon. Lineage: Eukaryota; Viridiplantae; Streptophyta; Magnoliopsida; Poales; Bromeliaceae. Gene Ontology annotation, molecular function: protein binding.